AUGACGGAAGCAGCAGGUGCCGUGAUCGGCAUCAACUUUGGCCACUCGUACUCUUCCAUCGCCUGCAUCAACCAGCACGGUCGUGCCGAUGUCAUUGCCAACGAGGACGGUGAACGACAGCUCGCAACACGCAUCGCUUUCAACGGCGACCAGGUCUACCUUGCCAACCAGGCCACCCCGCAACUCGUCCGCAAUGCUCCCAACGUUAUUGACAACUUUGUCAACCUCCUCGGUCGUCCCUUUUCCUCGCUUUCCGAGUCCGAGAAGAAGCGUGCUUCGGCUGCCGUGAUCGACGUCAACGGUGCUCCUGGCUUCAGCGUCGAGAUCGAUGGCAAGCAGACCACACUCAGCGUCCACGAUGUCGCUGUGCGAUUCCUGCGCAGUCUGUUCUUGACCGCCAAAGACUUCCUUUCCGGUGUUCCUAUCGCAGGUGCCGUUCUCAGCGUGCCUCAGUGGUUCCCCGAGGCCCAGAUUGCUGCAUUGAAGAAGGCUGCCGAGGAGGCAGGUCUCAUCGUGCUCCAGGUCAUCCCUGCUUCCGCUGCUGCACUCGCCGCUUACGGUCUCACUGCCCCUGCUGGCCCCGGUCAGCUUCCCGCUCACCCCGACGGUGUCGAAUCUGCCCCUUACCCCAUCGCCAAAUCUCUCGACCGCAACGUUGUCGUCGUCGACAUGGGCGGCUCCUCCACCGACGUCACCGUCCUCUCCGCCCGCGCCGGUCUCUACACUUCCCUCGCCUACCUCCACGACUCGUCCGUCGGCGGAACCACGCUCGACUCGGCCCUCGUCGCCUUCUUCGCCAAGGAGUUCACCAAAAAGACCAAACUCACCAUCGCCGAAUCCGACAAGCGUGCCUGGGCCAAACUUCGCAACGAGGCCGAGUUCACAAAACGCGCCCUUUCCGCCUCCAACUCUGCCACCUGCUCCGUAGAGUCGCUUGCGGAAGGUAUGGAUUUCACCGGCAGCGUCAACAGGAUGCGCUUCGAUAUGCUGGCUGGUGCAGCUUACGCCAAGGUCGUCGCAGACGUAGAGAAGGCGUUGGGCGAGGCCGGAUUGGAGGCGUGCCAGGUGGACGAGGUGGUGCUGGCUGGAGGCAGCGCGAGGUUGAGUGGAUUGGCUGAUCGUCUGGCUGGCUUGUUUGGCGAUGCCGAGGAGGGUGGAGCAAACAUUACCGAUUCCAUCGACGCCGAUCAGGUCAUCGCCAGGGGUUGUGCUGUCCAGGCUCAGGUCAUCGCCGCUGCGCCCGAAGGUUCCAAGGAGUCGGCCUACAUCCACGCCGUUCCCGCUGCACCCGUCGCCUCAGUCAGCGAACUCAAGGUGGAAACCAUUUCUGCACCAAUCGGUCUCGUCCUCCCCGACAAGUUCAUCACCCUCAUCCCCGCCUUCACACCUUACCCCGUCCGACGAUCGUUCCGCUUCCCCGUAUCCGCCGGUGCCGAAUCCGUCGCCUUCACCCUCGACGAAGGCAUCGACUCUAUCAACGUUGAAACCAUCCAACCCGACGAAGAGGAUCUCGAAGACGAUGAGGAACCCAUGGAGCCGGAACAGGUCAAGACCGCAGUCACAAAGCCUAGCGGCAAGAACAUCGCGCUGUUCGCCGUCAAGACGCCAGGAAAGGGAAAGAACAAGGUCGAGUUGGAGCUCACCAUGACUGCGCCUGGAAAGUUGACGGUCGAGGCCAAGGAGGUCGGAGCUGGUGAGGGAGUCAAGUUGGUUCUCUAG
This is a messenger RNA of Pseudozyma hubeiensis SY62, 1719 nucleotides long. RefSeq lists its product as hypothetical. Bases 1 to 1719 code for a protein of 572 amino acids. Gene Ontology annotation, biological process: protein folding. Lineage: Eukaryota; Fungi; Basidiomycota; Ustilaginomycetes; Ustilaginales; Ustilaginaceae. Gene Ontology annotation, molecular function: ATP binding; ATP-dependent protein folding chaperone. The transcript has 2 exons. Gene Ontology annotation, cellular component: cytosol; nucleus. The record is from RefSeq and is a predicted model, not a curated record.